AUGGCAAAAAUGAAAAACCUAUUCAACAUACCUUUGCCUGCGAGGAGAUUACCACAAGUAAUCAAGGCCGUAUCUCCAGUAACAACUGAAGAACUCUUGCCCUGUCUAGGGGGGCUCAGGACUAAAGGCAUCUCGAACCAUGGCACUCAAAAGCCUUUAUCUGUUGGCGUUUGUGUCAGUGGCGGUCCCGAUUCUAUGGCACUGGCAUGGUUAUUGAAGCAGAUAUCCAUGGUUGACAAACGACUGCAGAUCGAGCCGGUUGCAUUCAUUGUUGAUCAUAAAGCGCGUGAAGGGAGUCGAGAGGAGGCCGAAUUCGUCGCCGGUGAGCUAGACAAGCUUGGCAUAGCAAACCACAUCCUUACGAUAAGCUGGCCGGGAACUUCGAAGCCUUCUCAGCUAUCUGAUUUCGAAAAUCGUGCUCGAGAGUACCGUUAUCGUUUAAUUGCUAAAGCAGCGAUUGGGAGAAACAUAAGGCAUCUCUUCGUUGGCCAUCAUCAGGAUGACCAGUUUGAGACAAUCCUAAUGAGGUUACUCCGGAAUGCGCCUACUGGUUUUCUUGGUUUGCAAGGCAUGGCAGCUAAGACAGCAAUCCCUUGUUGCGAGAGUGUUCGGGGCGCUCACGAAUGGCCUGGUUAUGAGAGCUUCUCACAGUGGAUUCGAAAUGGAGACACAAACACCGAUCUGCGGCAAGCUGAAUUAGCAAGUGCGUCAGAUAUCAACUUUCAGAAGCUUGUGACUAUGCCACGCCCACAAGGUCUUCUGGUCCAUCGCCCUCUCCUGGAUUUUCCAAAGUCAAGACUUGUGGAGGUCUGUGACACCCAUCAUAUCAAUUAUGUCAGAGACAAGACCAACAACGAUCCGACUCUGACAAUGCGCAAUGCCGUACGAUAUCUCAGAUCAAAUCAUGUGCUUCCGCAGGCUUUGCGUACGAAUUCCAUUCUGGGACUGGGCCGAUGGGCACAAGAUAGAACGCAAGCUCUGGUGAAGAGAGGUACAAAUCUCCUGAAUACUCUUCAAGAUUUGAAAUUCGACCUUCGUUCCGGUGCAUUGACUGUGCGAAUCCCCCAAGACUUUAUUCUGGCCUGCGAAGAUGACCCUGAGGCCACGGCUAAUGCCUUGGCUCGUCUCACGAACGUGGUGAGCUUUCAGCCCAGGGAUUCUGUACCAACGGUUAUACCGUGGCAAAAUUUGCACGAAUUUCGCCAGCAAAAUCUCUCCCAAAAGUCGCACUCGAUGACAGUCCAACGCGCUUUUCUCCAAAGACUAACGGAUCAUGCUUUAAGAGAGGAGGGAGGCGUCGUAUGGAGGCUCUCAAGGCCCCCAAUGCGCGCUGCAGAGAUUGAGCUAGCUACGACAAAAUUCACUGUUCCCGAACGAUAUGAGAUGGAGUCUGCUAUACAGAAGGAGAAUCGUUGUCUUACUCUCGGCCAAAGAGGCUUGUGGUCAGCCUGGCUCCUCUGGGAUCAUCGCUACUGGAUUCGCAUCAGGACCAAAGACAUCCAUACUCUGGAUCAAAUCGAAAUACGGCCUUUUCAGAAAAAAGACGAGUUGAAUUUGCAGCAUAAUCUCGGGGACGACAGAUACGUCUUUCAAAAAGUGUUCGCUAAAGUAGCGCCAGGCAAGUUGAGGUAUACCCUUCCUGUACUGACCUGGCAGGGAAACAUCUGCGCCUUCCCGACUCUAAAUUUCCUGAUCCAAAGCCAGCUGUCAAACAGUGCUAUGCCCCUUCCUGCGCAAGGCCCAUCCCUUGGAUGGGAAAUUUGUUUUAAGAGCAUCGACGAGUAUUUCCUGACGGAACGGAAAAAGUCGAUAGGAUGGAUCGAACGUGAGACCCACAACGACGAUCUGCAUCUACCUUAG
Exophiala oligosperma is the source of this 1860-nucleotide messenger RNA. Its product is annotated as tRNA(Ile)-lysidine synthetase. Bases 1 to 1860 code for a protein of 619 amino acids. NCBI's taxonomy places the organism in Eukaryota, Fungi, Ascomycota, Eurotiomycetes, Chaetothyriales, Herpotrichiellaceae. The record is from RefSeq and is a predicted model, not a curated record. Gene Ontology annotation, biological process: tRNA processing. Gene Ontology annotation, molecular function: ATP binding; ligase activity, forming carbon-nitrogen bonds. The transcript has 3 exons.